UUAACUGGACAGCACAACCAACCAACCCAACAUCAGCAAUAACAGGACAAGAUGUGUCAUUUCAGUGGCAGUACUCCCUCACUGCUGAUGAACUGCUCCAGAGUCAGACACUGUUUGUCAUUUUCUGGAAGAAGCUAAAUCCGUCAACUUCAAAUUAUGAUCAGAUUGCAACAAAAAGCUUUUUUAACGUUAUUGGGGUGCCUUCUUAUCAGGAACCCAGAUCUCCACGAAUUGUGAUUGAUAGGAAUGAUGAAGCCACGUUACAUAUCAAAGAUGUCAGGAGAGAAGAUGAGGGAAUAUACAAGAUUGAGUUUAGUUUACAAUUAGAUGGGACUGUUCUUGCUGAACAGAGAGUGAAUUUUACAGUUUUAGAACACCCUGAGCUUGAUUAUGCAAGUAACGACCAAGAUGUCUGUAAAGACUCCAUGGUUGCCCUCUUUUGUAAUGCAACUGGUAAACCAGCACCAAACAUCAACUGGACAAGAGUGUGGGAAAAUGGCACUGAUGGUGAACAGCUGCCUGUGGUGGGUGGGAGUUAUGUCAUGAGCAAUAUCAAGAGAAGCUCAAAUGGAACAUAUCGCUGUACAGCUUACAAUGGUGUCGGUGAUCCUGUUAAUCGCACGGUGAAAUUGAUUGUAGGAUAUUCUGCAUCUGUUGUCAGAGUUGUCAAGUCUUCAAAUACAGUGAUUGAAGGAGAUACUUUUAGCCUGACUUGUGAGGUAUCUGGGGAUCCUAUGCCAAAUGUUACUUGGAUUACAGUGAGCAAUGAUGAGCACAGUUAUGGAAACAUACUGAACUUUACCAACAUUACAAGAGGUGAUUCAGGAGACUAUAGAUGUGAAACAGAGAAUAGAUGUGGAAAGGAAUCAAGGAAUGAAUCUAUCAACGUCUUUUGUAAGCCCUGUAUUAUUUACUCUUUUAUUAUUUAUUUAUUCUGGGUUGUCAUAAUUUAUAAACUACAGUGGAACCCCGCCUUAUCCGCACCUCAUUAAUGUGGUUGCCUCGUUACUACGGCCAAAUUUUCAUGGUCCGUUGGUGACCGUAUUAAUGAGGUUCAGCUUUAUCUCUCACAUGAUUUUAAUAUGACAGCAAGGUUUGAGGCAGUACAACCCAUUUUAGCUUGACAUUGGCCAUUUGAUCAUGACUUAUCUAGUUCGCAUAGAAGGGAACUGUAAAAUCGGACGAUUCAUAUUUGCUUACUAAGUAAGUCCUUCGUGAUUUGUACUUGCUGAUUUGAAAACAGUGCUUCCAGUGGAUGUUUUCUUGUAGGUGUUUGAAGCAAGG
Orbicella faveolata is the source of this 1284-nucleotide messenger RNA. RefSeq names its product neuronal growth regulator 1-like. Lineage: Eukaryota; Metazoa; Cnidaria; Anthozoa; Scleractinia; Merulinidae. The record is from RefSeq and is a predicted model, not a curated record.